GCCCCAGUCUAGGGUUGGGGCGUAACAGUGAAAGGGAAAGUGGAGUAAAGAAAUAACCGGGUAUGGUGGACAAGGGACCACACGUGGACGAAGGGAUACAUGCAGUCAGCGAUGGACACUGUGAUCCGGUGCUGCCCCUCCCUGUCCCGGACGCCCCAGGGCCUGCUCCAGCAGGCAGGGAGGACCUUAGUGGUCUAUGCUCAGAGGUGUCCCAUGAUGGUAAAGCUGCCAUCCAGGGCUCCUGCUUGUGCUUUCACUUUCUCAACCACCAGCCUGCAGAAGAAAGAGGAGACUCCAUCCAACAGUUAUGGUCCAGAGCCCGUCAUAGAGCAGCUUGCUGGGCACCCUGCCACUCCUCUGGAUGAGACUAUGGCCUCCAAGUGCCCAUUUCUGGUGUCAGAGAUGGAGGAGAGGAAGAGCAGUGUGGUGAGGAAGGCCAGGAUUGAGCUUCAGGAAGACGUACAGGAGAUUCAAGCUGUUCGCACAGAACUGGCUGAAUCCUCUCUGAAUCCCAGUGUGGUCAACAUCACCAAGGAAGAUGGAGUGGUGCAACAGAGUCUUUUAAGAAAAUUGCUAAGGCAGCAUCCCCAAGGGCUGCCUCACCUAGUGCAGAACAACAUGCCCAAGACGCUCUGUAAUUUUUCUUAUGACAAAUUCUUUGAGAAGAAAAUUGAAGAUAAAAAGAAGGAUCACAGCUACCGGGUCUUUAAGACUGUGAACAGGAAAGCCGACCAUUUCCCCAUGGCGUAUGACUAUUCGGAUUCUCUCUCCCUGCCACGUGAGGUGUCUGUGUGGUGCAGCAAUGACUACCUGGGAAUGAGCCGACACCCACGGGUUGUCCGUUCUAUCAUGGAGGCUUUGCGGAAUCAUGGUGCCGGAGCCGGAGGCACCAGGAAUAUCUCUGGGACAAGUAAACUGCACGUGGAACUUGAACGCGAUUUGGCAGACCUGCAUGGCAAAGAUGCUGCACUGGUCUUCUCAUCCUGCUUUGUGGCUAAUGAUUCCACUCUGUUCACUCUAGCGAGAUUGCUGCCAGGGUGUGAGAUCUACUCCGAUGCUGGCAAUCAUGCUUCUAUGAUCCAGGGAAUCAGGAAUAGUCGAGUAUGCAAGUUCAUCUUCCGUCAUAAUGAUGUUGCUCACUUGCGUGAGCUCCUGGAGAAAUCCAACCCAUCCACCCCAAAGAUUGUCGCUUUUGAGACAGUACAUUCAAUGGAUGGGAGUGUGUGUCCGCUUGAGGAUAUAUGUGAUCUUGCCCAUGAGUUUGGCGCCAUGACUUUCGUCGAUGAAGUUCAUGCUGUUGGCCUGUACGGAGGGCGAGGAGGUGGAAUUGGAGACCGAGAUAAGAUCAUGCACAAAAUGGAUAUAAUUUCUGGGACACUUGGGAAAGCCUUUGGUUGUGUGGGUGGUUACAUCGCCAGCACUCGUGCACUGGUGGACACGGUGCGGUCCUACGCCCCAGGCUUCAUCUUCACCACCUCAUUGCCACCGAUGCUGCUGGCCGGUGCAAGGGAAUCCAUACAGACCCUGAUGGGCGACGAGGGCCGUGUGCUCAGGCUGCGGCACCAGCGUAACGUCAAGCUGAUUCGCCAGAUGCUCAUGGAUGCAGGCCUGCCUGUGAUCCAGAGUCCCAGUCACAUUAUACCUAUAAGGGUUUCAGAUGCACCGAAGAACACUGAGAUCUGUGACAUCAUGAUGAGCCGAUACAAUAUCUAUGUCCAAGCAAUCAAUUACCCAACAGUGUCCCGGGGGGAGGAGCUUCUCCGCAUUGCCCCCACCCCCCACCACACUCCUCAGAUGAUGGAAUUUUUUGUUGAGAAACUGGUGAGCACCUGGAAGGAGGUUGGCCUCCAGCUGAAGACACGGUCGUCCGCAGCGUGUAAACUCUGCCAGCAACCACUGCACCUGGAGGAGAUGACCGAGAAAGAGAAGUCCUACUUUAGUGGACACACCCUCCUCAUCUCAGCCAUGGGCUGAUUAUUGACCUCAACAACCUCAUAAUAUGAUUAUUCAAAGGUCUAAUUAACAUCAAAUAUGUAUCUUUGUAUGGUGAGUGCUGGUCAGUUAAGAUUAAUUAUUAAAGUUAUUGGCAUACCUUGUGCUACAGUGCUAGCAUGUGUUAACAUGGUAAUUUAGAAUUAGAAUUGGAAUUAAAAGCCUUUAAAUGUCACUAUACCAUAUAUAAUGAAAUUGCAGAGCAGCUACUCCUUCAGAUACAACGAAAAACAAACAUUCAAUCAUUUACACAGUAACUACAGAGGGUAAUACAAAUAAAUACUACUGAAUAAAAAGUAUAUAAAUAUGUGUACAUGAUAUGCGUAUUGCACAGUGAGCAAAUAUUGCACUUGUGAGGCAGAGAGAGAGAGACAGAGAGAGAGAUGGUCAGUUCAGGUUAAAGGUCACUGCUGUUAUGACUCUGAGAAUUAAGCUGUCCCUGAGUCUGUAUGUCCUUGGUUUGAUGGGGCUGAAGCGCCUAUUAGAGUGUAACAGGUCAAACAGGUGAAAACCAGGAUGUAAGGGGUCCUUCAAAAUGUUUCUGGCCCUGCCAAAUUUACUUCGGGUAUUCAUGUAUUUACAUUGUCAGUAGAUGUUUUCUUAUGAACUGUGUGUGUUUUCCUUAGCAUCUGACCUCAAAUGCCAGUUCUUUAACUGCUGGCUUCCCUGUGUGUUCCGCUGCUUGUUUAACGGUGGCAGUGAUAGGCUAAAUAAACGUCAGGACUUGCAUUUCAAUGAGCUGUCA
Molecule: messenger RNA, 2737 nt
Organism: Paramormyrops kingsleyae
Lineage: Eukaryota; Metazoa; Chordata; Actinopteri; Osteoglossiformes; Mormyridae
Product: 5-aminolevulinate synthase, non-specific, mitochondrial-like
Biological process (GO): erythrocyte development; hemoglobin biosynthetic process; heme biosynthetic process
Cellular component (GO): mitochondrial matrix; mitochondrion
Molecular function (GO): pyridoxal phosphate binding; 5-aminolevulinate synthase activity
Source: RefSeq, a predicted model, not a curated record